Messenger RNA from Brassica rapa (field mustard), 7701 nucleotides. Its product is annotated as cysteine-rich receptor-like protein kinase 15. Gene Ontology annotation, cellular component: plasma membrane. Gene Ontology annotation, molecular function: protein serine/threonine kinase activity; ATP binding. Lineage: Eukaryota; Viridiplantae; Streptophyta; Magnoliopsida; Brassicales; Brassicaceae. Gene Ontology annotation, biological process: defense response to bacterium; protein phosphorylation. The record is from RefSeq and is a predicted model, not a curated record.
AUCUGCCGAUAAGAUGUCCGAUCGACAUUGCCGGAAGGAUACGAGUCAAAAUAUGGGCUUCAUUUACACAGAUCUGGGCCAUUUGUUUCACGAAAACACUUUAUAUCUCUUAUGUAUUACUCAAUAAGACACUUCCUGCUUACCACACACAUUAUGGCUGCAUAAAAUCUUUCAUGUCCUCAUAUUUGACCAGACUAUACAAAGACUAACCAGAUAAAAUUAACCAUGGUUCUUUCUCUUCUCUUCUCAAUACUUUCUUUAUUUUAUUAGAAGAAGUCUUUCUCUAUAUAAACAAAAAACUUCUUCUCUCUCUUAUUCUGAAUCUCAAAAUUAUUUUCCCAAAUCCAUAAAUUUUAAUCUCACUGAUUUCUCUUUCACUUCUCGUUUCAUUUGAUUUCAAAACCAACCAUGAUACAUCACCAGAUGAUGUAUGCGCCUCCUUACUCUCUUUAUCAACACUAUAAUUAUUUGUAUCAUCAUCACCAAUCUCGUGGUGGCAAACAUAAAAAUGCUGAGAACGUUGAGAACUGGAUCGAUUAUUUUGCUUAAGUGGAUGGAUGAUAGUUACCUUAAUUGUUUAUUUUCUUUUGGUGGAAAAGUAAGUAUGUGCUUCACUCUUAUUUUUCCUCUUUUCAAAAAAAGAAUUGUGUGUUUCCUUGUUUAUGUACAAAGUCUUCUUAUUUUGUGGAUUAGAUUUAUUUUGUUCUUUGAUGGUUUUGUUCAUUGUUUGGCUGCUGUAGUCACUUUUGAGUUUUGAAAUAAAGUGUGUAAAAUAACUUAAUUUAUUGAGAAAAUAAUUUGAAUGUUAUAUGGACAAAAAAUCAAAAUGGAAAAACACAAAAAACACAUUCAAGUUGUUUGACGAAAUGCUCUAUAAAAAUAUGCAUAUCCAUAAAACGGUGUCCACACAAUCCUAUAUGAUAUAUAGAAAUAUGUAUAUCCACAAAAUAGUGUCCACAAAACCUCGUCCACAAGAACUCGUUCACAUGGACAUCAAAAUUUAUUAUAAAUUUACAAAAAAAAAUAUACAUUAUGGAUAUCAAAAUGUAGAAGAGAAAAAGUUAUAACUUAUUUUAUACAUUAAUAUAGAUUUUAUACAUUAUAAUUUGUAAUAAUGACCAAAAAAAAUAUGUUGGGAAUGUACAUAUAAACUACACGGUAUGCAUAAAGCAUUUGUCCACAGAUACUAAAAAAUUAUGUAAGAUGAUUAGGAAUAUAGGAACUUGUCCAAGAAAACACAUCCAUGAAACUUAGUUCAUGAAACCUCAUCCACAAAAAUUUUAAAGAGAUUUUUCUACAUUUUUUAUCCAUCCAUGUCCACAUCUUUUUAUGUUCACGUAUUUUUCUUAUAUGUUCACAAUUUUGCAUCCACACUUCUUAUGUCCAUACAUUUUUUAAUAUAAUUGUUGAAAUAUAUAAAAUAUAUAUAUGAAAAUGGAUGUUAAAAUAUAGAGAAAAACAAAUUACAAUUUAUUGUAAUAAUUAUACUUUUUUCAAAUGUUUUAAACUCUGAGAAAAAAAAAACAAAAAAAAACAUAAGAACUUUGCAAAAAAACAAAGAAAAAGUUGAGAAGAAAAAAAUGCAACCAUCCUCUAGUUUUCCUUAACCAAGGGUGAAAAGUACUGCUGUAAAAUAACAAGGGGUGCAUGAGGACAAUGUGUCCUUCCAGUGGAAAGUGUCUUUUCAUGACAAAAAAGAGAAGAAUGUAUUAAUUAUUCUCUCUUUUAUAAAACUCUUUUAUAAAAGAAUAUCAUUUUAACAUUAUUCAUACAAAUUAAAAUUCAUUUAAGUCUUUAAUAAUUAUAUUUAUAUUUACCAAAUAGUAUUUGAGAUAAGAAAAUUAUUUAUAAAAUUUAUUCAUUUUAUAAUUAAUAUUAAAGUUAAAAUUGAUAUAAAUUGUCUUAGAAUUCUAAAAUGAUAUUUUUUCAUACAAUUAAAAAAGAAGUUAUAAUGACAUUUUUUUAUAAAACAGAAUAAUAUUUUGUUUUAGUUUCUUCUAAAAUCAGGUAAAUGGGAGUUAAAUGGUUAUAGCUAAGAUUUAUGUUAAUAAUCUGCUAGAGCCCAAGUACGUUGAUAAGUCUUUGUAUCUUGUCUUCGUCUUCGGGGGACGAAACUCUCAUUUCGUUACCAUUUUCCUUUGCUUUUGUGUUAUAGUCUGUAUUUUUUUGGCUUUUCCUCAGCGGGAAUCCUUUUACUUAUUUAUUAUUAUUUUUGGAAUAUGUCUUAUUUAUUUGUUGAUCACAAAUGUUGGCAUCAUCUCUGCGUAGGAGAUUGUAUAACGUGUUUUCUGGGUGUAAUAUCUGUAGAAAUUCACCCCGAUAGAAAUUGCAUGGGUCAAGGACAACUUGCGAUUGAAUAUAUAUACAAGCUUGAUGUUCUACCCCGAACAGCAUAUCUAUGAUCUUGAAAACUAUCCAUUCAAGAUUUUUUUUAAACAAAACUUUUAUUUUGAAAAAAUCACUGAUGAAGACAUUUAAUUUUAUUUGAUACUAGUCUACAUCUAUACUAUUAUUUGCGAAGUAAUUUUUAGCAACAUAGCUCUCACGUUGAAAAUUAGAGCGGUUAAUAUAUAUAUUACCCUUAAUGAAUUUUAUAUAUAAUUAAUUAUAUAAUCAAAAACGAAUUUUUAUUAAUAAUAUUAACUUUUUUUAAAAAUAAGAUAAUUCUUAUAUAUCGGGUUGUUAUCUUAAAACAUAUUUUUCAAUUAUAAGACAGUGUUAUCCUUAAUAAAUUUUAAUUAAACAUAUAUAUUUAGUUAGAUUUUUGUCAUAUAUAUAUUUGAUUUUUUUUUUUGAAAACAUAAAUUAUAAGUUAUUAUGCUGGUUUUUGAAUUAAUAAAAAAAAUAAACUAAUAAAUAUUUGUAAAGCGAUUAAGCCCGCAUAUGCGGAUAAGACACCUAGUUUUUAUAUUAUUAUGGAGACAAUAAAUUUCUCAUAUGAGAAAUAUUUAUGUUAAGAAGCAAACACUUUAGGUUCAAAAAAAAAAAAAGCAAACACUUUUGCACUCUUUGCACGGCACUGACUGAGAUAUAUUUUCAACCUAUAUUUUUAAAAAAAAUUAUAUUAGUUUUUUUUUGUAUUUGGCUUAGUUCUUUUCCACUAUUUGCACGGCACUAACUUAAAAUCACAACUCUUCAGACACCAUCUUUGUUAAUACGACAAGGUACGCUAAUAACUCUUCGCACCCUUUCGUCCUCUUUCUCAUCCUAUAAAAACAAGACUAUAAACAAGGUUAUAAUCUGUUAAUUAAUUGCGCUAGACUCAAAGAAAAUAAACAAUCAUGGAAGCAAAUAGACUAAUUCAAAGCUGCAUGUCCUCGUUCCCGGUGAUUAAUAGUUUUGUAAAAUGUUUUGUCUUCAAACGAGAGGAGCUACAUGCAUUAGAAACGGAAGCAUAUCAUCGAUGGAACAUAAAGCAGACGAAUUCAUUGAUGGACCUGCUUAUCUACUUUAUUUACAAUGUUAACGAACAGUGAUCUCAAAGACGGGUUUAACAAUGACAAAUUUGGCUAAAAUAUAAAAACUGACCAAAAAGUAAGUUCGUGUUGUGAACAAACGCGAAUCAACUCGAAGAAAGUAAAAGAGAGCAAAAUUAAUGUAUUGAGACAAAUACAUGUUUUAAGUUUUGUAUAUUAUUAUGUAAAUAAUUAUCUUUACAACCCUUAAGACAUGUAUUUGUAGUAGCCUAAAACCUGAUUUUCUUAUUCUGUUAAGAAUACAUACUUAUUUAAAAAAAAAAUUCCUAAUCCUAUAAAGUAUACCGUACUCCUUAUAUGUCAACUUUGAUAUCAAGUUUAUCUUUCUUGCGCCUACGAUCAAUCCAACAAAUGCUGGACUUUUAUUAGUGCACAAAGAUUUAAGAAACUUCCAAGUAUAAUAGGUGAAAAAAAACAAACUUAAACCAACCUAAACCAUGUAUAUAGUUUUUAUAAAUCCAGAUAAUUUGGUUUGGUUUUAAACCGGACGAUCCAAGAAAACGAAGUGUAUUUAAUUAGAUACAAGAAACAAAAUAAAUGAAGAGUGGACAUACCUUGCAAACGUAUCUGAUUUCACCUUGACGGAGUUUGUUACAUUCAGGAAAUUUAUCAGUUGCUGCUUCAACAGCUUUACAAUCAAACUAACUGCUAUGAGCCAUAUGUUUUAAAAGCAUUAAGCUAUAUGAGACAUUCUAAGUUACAAACACUAGUGUAUGAUGGGCAUCUUUAAUCAUUUGAAAUUAGGUUUUUAUUUAUCCAUGCAGUUUCCAUUGAGUACUGCUGUCGCCACUCUGAUACCAUGCAGAUUGCUCUACGUUCAAAUUGCUCAAUAUUUAUCAUCUGUAAAUUUGGAGGCACUUGGAUACUAAAAGAAAGGAGAAUUGGUUACAAAAGUACCAAAGAGAUAGUAAUUGUGAAGCAGCUGAUAAGUCUUCGUAAUUUGUCUUUACUUCGUCUUCCGGUGGACGAAAAACUUUCCAUUUUCCUUUGCCAUAUCCCUUAUAUAUUAAUUGAAAAAUAUUACAACUUGUUUUUUAUCCACAUGUCAUAACUAGGAUGAUUCUCAGAAUUCUUAGAAAAAUAGGUUGGUCCAUAUAAUUAUACAAUAAGAAUUUUACUAAACUAACUAUAAAUUCAUUAUUAGUGUUCUUUAUUAUUUCCUUAAAUAAAAAUUACAAAUUUUUUUAAUGUGAUUAAAGUAUAUAUGACAAUUAAUAGUUUUGAAUAAUAAAGAUUUGAUAAAAAAAAUAGUGUAUCUUCUAUCAUAUUUGUUUACUCAGUACACUAUAUAUAUGCACCAUUUUUAAUAUGAGUGCAAUUUUCUACUCAGUACACUAUAUAUAUGCACCAUUUUUAAAUUUAGAAUCUAUAUAGUUUUACCAUAAUAUCUAGUUUUUAUACAAGAGUUAACUAAAAAAUGUAAUGUCAUAAAAAUGAUCAAUUUUUAUUUUGUUUUUGGCUUUGUAAUAAUUUUUUGAUAAUUGGCCCAACAUGAAAAUUUGAUUCAAAAUCAAGUUAAUAAUACAGCAUGGUUCCACUUUGUAAACUUUUAUUUUUAUUGUUUAACUAAUGAAAAAACGCGUUUACUUUCAUUGGCUUUUGGUCGUCCCAAACCAAGAGAGGGUUCAUUUUAUAAAUGGGACCUGCAUAGUCUGAAGUCUGAACCUCAUAUCUUGUAAACCGAACAGGGCCGUCUAACAGCACGCGCAAGUGGAGCGGUCGAACAGGGCCCCGAAAUAUAAAAAUAAAAAAUUUAAAGAUUUUUCAAAAUAUAUAGAUAAAUUAUGGUAAUUUUUUUUAAAAAAAUUUAGACAUAAUGCUAAAUUUAGAACUUAUAAUUAGAAAAAUCAGACAAAAUUAUUAAAUUUUAAACUUACGUGAUAAAAUGCACGAUUAAUAUUUUUUUUGAACAGGGCCUAAAAUUAAUUUGAGACGGCCCUGAAACCGAACCAUGUCUUCUCGUGCCUCUUUCAUCUUCCUCUUCCUUUUCCUUUACUCCUUCCUCACUAGCUUCCGAGCUACUGCUGAAAUUCCCAUCUUUGUACACCAUUAUUGUCGAAAUACGACAAGGUAUACAGCGAACAGCAUUUACUUCACCAAUCUCAAAACACUUUGGUCCUCUCUCUCUUCCACCAACGCCUCAUACUCCACCGGAUUCCAAAACGCUACGGCCGGACAAGCUCGGGAUAUGAUCACCGGACUUUUCCUCUGCCGGGGAGACGUCUCGCUGGAGGUUUGUCGUGACUGCGUCUCCUACUCCGUCAAAGAUAUCGUACGCAAGUGUCCGAAUCAGAGAGAGGCCACUAUCUAUUACGAUCAGUGUAUGCUCAGAUACUCUGACAGGAAUAUUUUCUCGAACGUCACACUCGAUGACGGAUUUAUUAUGUACAAUGACCAUUAUGAUAUUCCAUCUGCGGAACAAGCCCGUUUCGAAAACUUGGUGUUGACCACAAUGAUCGAACUUGCCUUUGAAGCAGCGAACAGCUCGCGACAUUUCUGUACGAGAGAGACCAAGUGGAACGAUUACCAGGAUUUGUACGUCCUGGUUCAGUGCACUCCUGAUCUGACGAGACAAGACUGUUUUAGAUGUCUGGACCGUUCCAUCAACGAAUUGUAUUUUUCAACUAUUGGAGAGAGAUAUCUUUAUCCUAGCUGUAAUUCAAGGUACGAAUUUUACAAGUUCUACAACGAAACACUGCUGCCUCCACCGCCCCUAGCUGCGCCUACUCCUCCAGUGUCAUCUGCUCCACGGCCUACAGGGAAAGUUGGGAAUUCAAAUGUGUUAGCCAUAGCCAUCCUUGUGGCUAUUAUCAUGGCUUUGCUACUUUCCAUAGCUGGUUAUUGUUUCUUUGCAAAGAGGAAAAAGAAGGCUUCUGAUAAUGCACCAGCUUUUUAUGGAGAUGAUAUAACAACAAUAGACUCGCUUCAACUUGAUUACAGAACAAUUCAAGCUGCAACAAAUGAUUAUUCAGAGAAUAAUAAGAUUGGUCGAGGUGGAUUUGGAGAGGUUUACAAGGGUACAUUUUUGAAUGGGACUGAAGUUGCAGUGAAGAGACUGUCAAAAUCAUCAGGACAAGGUGAAACAGAGUUCAAAAACGAGGUUGUGGUUGUUGCAAAGCUUCAGCAUAGAAAUUUGGUAAAGCUUAUGGGGUUUUCUCUAGAACGAGAAGAAAGGAUAUUGGUUUACGAGUAUGUGCCCAACAAAAGCCUUGAUUACUUCCUCUUUGACCCAACAAAGAAGGGUAAACUAUGCUGGACACGGAGAUACAAGAUCAUUGAAGGGGUUGCUCGGGGAAUGCUAUAUCUUCAUCAAGAUUCACGGCUCACAAUUAUACACCGUGACCUUAAAGCAAGUAACAUUCUCCUGGAUGCAGAUAUGAAUCCAAAAAUUGCUGAUUUUGGAAUGGCAAGAAUCUUUGGGAUGGACCAAACUCAAGAGAACACAAACAGAAUUGUCGGUACCUACGGUUACAUGUCUCCAGAAUAUGCUAUGCAUGGCCAAUUCUCAAUGAAAUCUGAUGUAUAUAGCUUUGGAGUGUUAGUUCUUGAGAUCAUGACUGGUAGGAAGAAUAGCAGUUUCUACGAGAGAGACGGUGCACAUAACUUGGUUACAUAUGCUUGGAGACUAUGGACUAACAAAACAGAGUUAGACCUUGUGGAUCCAGUUAUAGUAUAUAAUUGCCAGAAGAGUGAAGUGGUUAGAUGCAUCCAUGUCGGUCUUUUAUGUGUUCAAGAGGAUCCUGUAGAGCGCCCGACCUUUUCAACCAUUUUGCAGAUGCUCACUAGUAACAAUGUGAUUUUGCCAGUGCCUCAACAACCAGGGUUUGUCAUUCAGGCAAGACCUAAAAGAGAUCUGCCUGAUUCGGAUCAAUCUACGAUGACCAAGUGUGCUACAAGGUCUGUCGGUGAUGCGUCGGUCACUGAUUUAUAUCCUCGUUGAUUAUGGUGUUAACCUUCACGCUUGGACUACUUGACAUUUAUUGGUCAAAAAGUGUUAUUUCUGGUUGAUAAAGUUCAAAACUUGUUUGAGCGCCUUAUAAUCUAGUAGUUUCGUUUUAAUUUAGUUUGAUUUUAGUUCUUAACAUAUCAACUUAAAAACAAAACCAAGUGGUUUCUUAUUUCUAAGUGUUAUAAUCUAUAAUGUUUGUUGAAAAUUUCUUACUUAUGUGUGUUAUAUGUUGAACUUUGCAAUUUUGUAAAAAAAAAUUAAAUUUUCUGUUGCGUA